CCGGUCGCCAGGUCGAAACACGCUCACGGCGUCGCGAUUACUGGGUCUUGGAGAUGUGCGAUUGCCUCCGCGAAGUAUACCUGUGCCGACCGAUGCUUCAUCUGACUCUGAAUUGCCGCGAAGGCUGGACGGUUCAGGCGUCGUGCAAGAGCGAAGAGCUCCUGCGCCAACUACGAGAUCGCCGUUCAGACCGCGGCCAGCAGUGAAAAUCGACGUUUUCCACCAUGUAGUGAGCUUGAGAAGCAGGUCGAUUCUGCACAGCGAUCGGUUGCCAGGCGUUCUUUUAAACCACACAAGGACAAGUAGUACUACUCCCGAACAAGCAGCACAACUACUUUUAGAUGGAGGAGACGCACAACAGCGAGACACGGGUAAUAAACCAGAGGUGGAUCAUGAUGAUCAAAAAGCAAUCCGAAAAAGCGAUCAUGAUCAACAGAAAAUACAGGGUUCUCCUUCGCUCUUUUCCGCAGCCGCUGUACCCGCAAAAGCCGAAGCUGCCCUACUGUGUUAUUGCGUGGACGAGAGCGUGAGUCCCGAACGCUUUUUCCGGGAUCACCUCCAAAGAGACGGAAGCACAAGUGGCCAGUCCAGCAGUACUGUAUCACACGACAGGAAAUCCAAUUAAGGCCUCCCAAAAUCCCCUACCCUAACCUACGUACCUCCCAGAAUCCAUCUUUUAGCUGCCCAUCGGUGAGCUGUUUCCAAGAAGAAAAACGGAAGUAGAUGAGGGAAGGGAUGAAUUGUACAGGUCUAAUCCAUAGGGCCAGAAGCACAGGCGAUCCAAGAAGACGACGAGCAGAUUCCGCUAUUCCUCGUCACUGCUGUAGAUCUCGUGCGGGUCCACCGUCGCGACGUGCUAGAAGAUGCUCUGUUUUUGCUCGAAGAAGGUCGGUAUGAGGACGCUCUGGACCGCUUGCGAGACGAAGAGCAUCCAGCUUUGAGUCGAGUCCUGUGCGCAGCAGUUCGCCGGAUCUUCACGUCUGCGCGUGAACAAGAGGGUAACGGAAAUGUUGGACGAGAAGAGGGUAACGGAGAGAAUAAAUCUUUAUCUUCAGGACGCACAGGACCGCUAGAGGUAGAGCCUUCGACAAUAAGUGCUGGCGGGGACUACAUGGCUGACAAAGAGUACGACAAUACAAGUACUUCUAUCAUGCCAAGAAAAUCUACUGAAAAUAACUUUGGCAGAACUACAGACACAUCGCUUGCUAUGUGGAGCCCCCGGUCGCCCGACACACCUCGAGGAAGCAGCUUUGGGGCAAAAGCAGGAUGUUCCCCCCCGCGAGGAAUUUCAGCAGAUUUGGAUCCAGGCACACGGGCGCAUGCACUCGUGCAGCGAUGCAGUGCGAGUCUACUGGCCGAAAGCGUAGCAGCAGCCGAACUUCACGCGCAAGAAGUGUUACUAGCUUCGCGUGCUCAGAAAAAGGAGACAAAUCCUCUUCACAACUACAAGUCUUCUGCACAUCAAGUCUUCGCAGAAGAACUUUCCUCCUCCUCGAAUGAGUUAGAUCUUCUUGUGCCUUGCUAUGCGGUGUACCAAAAUCUGCUGGAAUUGUUCGACGAGUACCAGUGUCUCCACUACGUCGCGGCUGAGCUACCUCCAGAGCAACUAGACCGCGUCCAGAGGGAUCUGGUUCUCCAGCGCCUGAUCAAGUACCCUAAGAAACUGUUUGAAGUGCUCUCCAUCUGGCCCUCAGACGCGUACUCUGCCGAAAUUUUGUCCCUUUUGCUGCAGCAGGCGCUGAGCUCCAAGGAAACAGAACUUCUACGAGCCUCUGGAGCGUUGCUGCGGCUUUGUUCCGACACAGAAAAAGCCAUUAUCGAAAACAACUACACGACCAGCGCGCAGUGCCUUAUGGCAAGAAGAUAGAAAAAAUGCAACUGUAGUUGUAGAUGCUCCACAACAACUAGUAGACUCUGGGGAUGGGGUAUCCUUCAAAUUUGCUAUGUAUAAUAAUUCUGUGCUAGAAGAAGUUCUGCCAUAGAUGAUCUUGGACUGAUUUCCAUCAAAUUCUGAGUAAUCAGUUAGGUCCAACUACACUGAACAAAAUGUAGAUUUACAUUCUAUCUUCUAGGUGUUUUUAACUAGCCCAUUUGUUCAAGCACUGUUCUCUCCGCUUCAAAGCCGCGCAUUUACAUUUUAUCUCCAACGAGUACACUGAUAACAAAAUGUAUUUACCAAUCACCGUCUUGUCCAUCCUCCUCUUUACAAAUUCUCUAUCUUUUCCACUUCCUCUUCAUCCACUUCCUCUUCAUUUUUGUUGCCCUUCUUUACGAGAAACAGGGAGCGGUUUUGGAGGGCAUGCGGGUUCUGCUGGACUUCCAAUCCGUGGGAGUCUUUUCCUUGUUGCGGCGUUCCUUUUUAUAUAAUUCUAGCGCUCCUAGUUGUAUGAAGAGCUCUAGUAGUACAACUUCGCAGGAAGAGCUCAAGGAGAUGCUGCUAGAAGAAAUUAAGUGUUGCCAUAAAUUGCAUUCUUGAUGACAACUAUGUAUCAACGUGCUACUUGAGGACCUGUUUUCCAGUACUAGAGUGGAAAACAAAGGGGUCCGUCAGGUGGGAUGAUCUGAAGAAUGGAAUGCCAAGAAUGUCGCAACCUCUAAAGAAAAGUUUGAGCUUCUUAUGCGGAUCGAUUGCGAUCUCUACAUCGCCUUUCUAGUGGAUCGCUAUCUGGAAUUUCCUGUCAGGGAUGUGCUCGACCGUUUACGAAGAGCGAUCGCAGAUGAACUUGCGAAAGGAAGUCCCUCUACGCUAGGGACGAGAAACAACAACACUACCUCCAAUAUGGGUACGACGACCAUGAUGAGGACAUCACAAGAACCACCACCGACCUCAGCUGGCUAUUGGCGCCAUGUCUAUCUCAAAUUGAUGCUCAAGAAGGACUUUUCUUAUGAAAAAAAGCUAGAAAGCCCUGUUCUAGUACACACAUGAUAGCAUUUCCUAGGCCAUGUCUACUUUUUAUAGGACGUGUCUACUUCGAGUCUUGUCUUGUCUUGUCUUGUUAUGAUGUAGUAUCUAUCUAUCAUCUCGUAGCUAUCCUUAUCGAGUCGUUCAGUAUAUCUUGGCUACUACAAUUGCUAUCGCUAUGUCAAGGUCCUCUCCCUGUUUCCUUCAUAAGUUACAAGUUCGAGAGUUUGCGGACGAUAUGGUAGAGGCUUUCGCCCAGUACGAACCUGAGGAACUAUUAGAGUUUCUGAAGAUCUCAACGAACUACGACAUUGAGCGUGCUCUGGAGUUGUGCCGCCAAAGGGAGCUCUUCGAUGUGCAGGUGUACUUGUUGGGACGUGCUGGAUUGUCCCGAGAGGCUUUGGAGAUCCUCUGCUACAAAGUGGGUGACGUUCCCAAGGCGGUCAAGUAUGUUUCGCAGGAGAAUUCAGAGCAGCUGUGGGAGCAAUUGAUCGCCUUUGUUGCUGGGGACAACGGCAUCGAAAAGGAGAGAGAGAAGGAACGCCAGUUAAUACGGGAGCGAAGAAAAAGCGAAGGAAAAGCGGAGUACCAGCAGAGUACAACGAAGACAGCAAGUGGCGCUUCAACUUCAUUAUCGCCGAAGACCUCUGGGACGAUGACGACUUUUACUAGGUUGUGCGACUUUUUCAGUAGCAUCGACGCCUCGAUGUCCGUGAAGCCUUCGCAAGUUUUACGACGACUCGAAACGUCGUUAAAGGAGGAAGGAAGUAGUUUGUCUGACUCGGGACCACUAGAGCAGCUUGGAGCAUCAGGUGCAAAAAAUGCUGGUGCGAUGUCAACAUCGAGCAGAAGUGACGGGGAAUCAGGGACGCCAAGAAAAUCCUCUACCAGUAUUAAGAGACCUAGUACCAGUAAUUGUGACCAGAGUCCUGCUUCAACAACCGCAGAACAAUCCUCUAUGUCGUUUCGCUUAGUCCUGCGCGAGCUGUUGGGCGACUUUGAGGGAUACGCUCGGUUGCACGAAAGUUGUAACCGUUUAGCGGAAGUGGAGUGCCGCCGCUUGGGCUACGACCGGCAGUGGCGCAAAAGGACAGCACUUAUGGUGGACCCACGCCGCGAAUUAGUAUUAGACAAAGAUCAUGACCACGCGAGUACAGGAGACUCCGACUUAACGUCGCCUACUUCGGGUCCGACAUGGAGUGCAGUGUUGAACGGUUCGCUUCGUAUCUCUCGCGACCUAAAGGAGAGGACGCGGAUGCGGAUUGUUUGACACCUUGUUUCACAUAGUUGUACCAGCUCUACUAGCUACAAUUAUCUACGCAUACUUUCAUAAGAACUACGAUCAUCUUCAUCAUCUACUCUACUCUCAAAUAUUCAUCAUGUACUAAUCAAUACACUGACGCGAGAUCUCUCGUUAUUUUUCCUUGCGCGCUGAAAAUGUCAUGCUGGGUCCGUAUCUCUUCCAGUAUCAGCUUAGAAUAGACGCCCAAAGGUCUGCGCUCGUGCUGUAGGAGUGACGCUUCCCAAAGCACAAUUAAUUUCUGCUUGCAGCUAUGACGAGUGGACGCGUCUCUUCAAAUAGUUACAAAUCGGUCAUCGGAAAUUUCCCUUCAGAGAUUGAGCGUACGAGCGAGCAAUUGAGUGUUGGCACUCCUAUUGUUCCAU
Messenger RNA from Amoebophrya sp. A25, 4567 nucleotides. NCBI's taxonomy places the organism in Eukaryota, Dinophyceae, Syndiniales, Amoebophryaceae. The record is from the annotation of a GenBank genome assembly.